Molecule: messenger RNA, 2034 nt
Organism: Chroicocephalus ridibundus (black-headed gull)
Lineage: Eukaryota; Metazoa; Chordata; Aves; Charadriiformes; Laridae
Product: zinc finger and BTB domain-containing protein 9-like
Exons: 3
Coding region: 326-1864 (512 amino acids)
Biological process (GO): regulation of transcription by RNA polymerase II
Molecular function (GO): DNA-binding transcription factor activity, RNA polymerase II-specific; RNA polymerase II cis-regulatory region sequence-specific DNA binding; protein binding
Source: RefSeq, a predicted model, not a curated record
CCAAGUGGGCAACAGGGCAAUCAAGGGGACCCUAAAUCACUCCGUGGGGCAGUAGAACAUUCAUUGGGCAACCGGGCACCCAAGUGGGCAACCGGGCACCCCAUGGGGCAGUAGAACAGUUCACGGGGCAUCAGGGUGCCCAAGGGCCAACAGGGCACCCAAGGGCACCCUAGAGCGCCCCGUGGGUCAGUAGACUGUUCAUGGGGCAACAAGGCACCCCGUGGGGUAACAGGGUGCCCAAAGGGGCAACCGGGUGCCCGAAGGGGCAAGUGGCCGCCCCUGCUCCGUGUGACAGCCGUGUCCCCGCAGGCUCGUGGCGGGGAGGAUGGCGGCGGAGGGGGGCCGGGUGCAGAUCUCCUUCCCCCAGCACGCGGCGGCGCUGCUGGACUCCCUCAACCGCCUGCGGCUGGAGGGGAAGUUCUGCGACGUGGCCGUCCACGUGGGCGGCCGCAUCUUCCCGGCCCACAAGAGCGUCCUGGCCGCCGCGUCCCCCUUCUUCCACGACAAGCUGCUGCUGCAGGAUGGGGGGCGCCUGCUGCUGCCCCCCGCCAUCGACCCCGACGCCUUCGAGGGGCUCCUGCACCUCAUCUACUCCGGGCGGUUGACGUUGCUGUUGGAGGCCCUGCCCGGUCAUCUCUUGGUGGCCAGCGGUCUCCAGAUGUGGCACGUGGUGGACCAGUGCUCGGAGAUCCUGAGGGAGCUGGAGGGGGGGCCCUGCCGGUGGGCUGGGCGGGGCAGCGAGGUGACAUCAUCAUCGUCAUCAAGCGGCCGCGGUGGUGAGCCUUCAUCAUCCUGGACCGCCCGUGGUGGAGAUGGGUCUUCAUGCACCAGCCACGGUGGAGAUGGAGCGUCAUCGUGGGCCACCCGCAGUGGAGAUGGGGCUUCAUGCACCAGCCACGGUGGAGAUGGAGGAUCAUCGUGGCCCAACCGUGGUGGAGAUGGGUCUUCAUCCUCCUCCUGGACCACGCGCGGGGGCGAUGGCUCAUCGUGUCCCACCCGCGGUGGCGAUGGAGCAUCCUCAUGGUCCACCCGUGGUGGCGAUGGCUCUUCAUCAUCGCCAUGGCCCCUGCGUGGUGGCGAUGGCUCUUCAUGGGCCACCUGCGGCGGUGACGCGGCAACGCCAUCUUUCACCAAGGAGGGGGGCGAGGAGGUCCUCAAAAUCCGCGUGGCCACUGAUGUGGCGCCAGCAGCCACGUCGUCCCUGAGCUCCCUCCUGAAGGACACGGGUGAGGAGGUCCUCAAGAUCUGCGUGGAGGAGGACGAGGAGGAAGAAGAAGAGGAGGAGGAAGAGGGCGGCCACCGCCGCCACCACCGCCCCACCGACGCCCUCCAGAUCGUGCUGGAGGAGGAUGAGGAGGAAGACGGGGCCCCCGGAGACGCCCACGAGCCCCCCAAGAUCUUCUACAUCAAGCAAGAAGCGGGCGACGGCGCCGCCGUUGAGGGCCUCCUGCCGGCGGCGGAGUUGGCCGGGGGCUUCGCCCCGGCGGAGCCGUCUUGGAAACCGGUGGACCUUCACGGGAACGAGAUCCUGGGCCGGGGCCAAGCGCUUCACGCCCCGGUGAAGUUGGGAGCGGCUCCCGACGGCAAACGCUUCGGUUGCCUGUGCGGCAAACGCUUCGCCGUCAAGCCCAAGCGGGACCGGCACAUCAUGCUGACCUUCAGCCUGCGGCCCUUCGCCUGCGCCGCCUGCCACAAGCGCUUCAAGCUGAAGCACCAUCUGACGGAGCACAUGAAGACCCACGACGGGGCCGGCAGGGCCUGCGAGCGCUGCGGCCGCCGCUUCCGCCUGCGCAGCGGCCUGGACAAACACCGGCCCCUCUGCCAGGGGGCUCGCUGGGGAGGGGGGUGCUGGGCCUGCGACUGAGGGGGACGCGGGGGAAGGGGGACGGAGGGGGUCCCGGUUCAGGGCUCCGGUCCCAGUUCAAGGCUCUAUUCCCAGUUCAGGCUCUGGUCCCAGUUCAGGCUCUGGUCCAGUUUGGGGUUCCAGUCCCAGUUCACUUCUCUGGUCCCAGUUCAGGCUCCAGUCCCAGUUCA